Clonostachys byssicola is the source of this 1401-nucleotide messenger RNA. The record is from the annotation of a GenBank genome assembly. Lineage: Eukaryota; Fungi; Ascomycota; Sordariomycetes; Hypocreales; Bionectriaceae.
AUGCCUCGUUUACCAGAUGACCAGAUCCAAGAGGCCCAGAGUGCUUUCGACGCUUUUGUGACGAGAGAGACUGGUCAUCCUAGUGAUCACGCCGCGCUCCUCCGUCUCCUGCAGCACCAGACGCCCAUGAAUACGAAUAUUAAGGAAGUUCGCAAUCCCAUCCCUGACCAAACUAUCCGCAUCCGAAAGGUUUACCACGUAAAAAGGGAACUAAACCAGAGGUUUGGAGACGAUUUCGUGUUCACCCACCUCCACCAGAUCGGAAUUCUCCUAUGUAGCCGAACAUUCACCCUAUUCGGUGAUAUUAACAUAAGGGACACCCUGGUACUUCUUGAACCAUUUCUUGCUAGAUUUCUCCCGCGAAAUACCCCUAUCCCCCCUGAUGUGAAGUUGCCAACAAACUCUCCUCAGCCUACAACGAAGGAAGCCGAUCGAAACAGGAAUGAAAGUAAAGAUACCCUAGAACGCGACGGAAAAAGAUGCCUGGUCACCAAUGCGAUCAAACCUGAUGUCUGCCACAUCAUCCCUCCCGAGUUGAACACCAAUCCCGCAACGGAACCCGGUUCCCGAUUGAUAUACGGAAAGCUUCUAAGGAACCUCCUUACUUGGCAAGACUCUGAGGACCUAUUUGAUUUACUCUUCCCCACCGACGAGCUGUGCGAAAAUGUGCCUAGCUCUGCAGAGAGACAAUGGAACAUGUUGACUCUAUCUCCCCAAGUUUGUCGCUAUUGGAGAAAGUGUUUCUUCGCUUUCAAGUGGGUGGGUGUCUUGAAUCCUGAUACCAAUGAAGAGACGCAGGCUGUCCAGCUAGAAUUUCGAUGGAUACCUAGAAGCAUUGCCACUGCCUUGGGUGACGCAGGGCUCGGCGAGCCCGAGCCUCAACAUGCCCACAAGGGUAACGCCUUCCGUCCCGUCAAGACCGACACCAUGACAUGGGAAAGAAUGGCUGAGAUCGUUAGUGAUUGCAUUAGCAACUCAUCCCCCACAUCGACAGUGCACCCACGCUACCAGCAGCCUGAUGAAGAGUACCCAACCCUCGUCGAUCAUGACUACUUCCUCCCCAUCAAAUCAGGGCACAUCAUCAACGUAAAUGGAAUCAAAAGGGAGGAUGUUCCUAAGAUGAAGCUGGCAAUAGAUCUGCAAUACGUGGCCCAUUGGCUGGGCGGGAUGUCUGGUGCUGCCGACGCCAUUGAGUCUCUGGACCCAAGAGUACCCUCUAGACACACUAUUCGUCAUUACGACCGGGAUACUGACACUAUGACGUGGGAGCUGUAUACCCCCUUUGCAGAGCUUAGAGAGCUAAUUGACGAGGAGGGGGAGGAGAAGGGGGCAGAGGAAGAGGAUCAGGGAGAGGAUGGAGAGGAUGGAGAGGGGGGAGAGGAGAUGUGGCUGCUACUUUAG